UUCUUCCCCACACCUAACAUCCAACUCUCUUUCCUCCCUACUUCGGCUCUUCAAAGAGGCCUCAUUUCUUCGUUAAUAAUAAAAAAAAAAGAAAAAGAAAGGGGAAAGCCAAUUUAUAUUUCUCUCUCUCUCUUUCUUUGCACGUUAAAGGCAUUUCCCUGUAAGAGAAAAGAAAGAAUAUAUAAGUGUAAGGGGAAAAAACCCCGCAAAUCCCCUCCCUUUUCUCUCCUUCUUCUUCGAUUUCUCUAAAACCCCCUCCAAACCUUCUUCUAGACUGCUACUCGUGAAUUUAAAUCAACAUUUCCCAUCUGGGUUUUCUUUCUUUUUCUCUCCCCUUUUAGGCUCGAUAGAUAUUUCCAUUUUCAAAAACCCCGAAAAGAAAAAGAGAGGGGAGGAAGCUAAAAGGAAAAAACCCAAAAAUGAGAAAAUGGAGUUUGUGGGCAAGUCCGUGAAGAAAAAGUUCAAGGGAUUUGGUAUUUUCUCAGGAACUGUUAAUUCAUUUGAUUCUUCAUCAGGGUUUUUCCAGAUCGUUUACGAGGACGGGGAUUCCGAGGAACUCGACGUCUACGAAGUUGCUUCUCUUAUCAUGGCUGAUGAUUCUAACCCAACCCACGAGCCCAGACCCGACCCGGGGUUGGAGGUUGUCCGUGAGAAGCCGAGGGUUGGAAGGCCGAGGAAACGACGCCGUGUUGAGAGGAAAGUUCGCGUUUGUCCAGGUAAUGUAGGGAAGGAAACCCUAGAGAGUAAUACGAAUGGGAAUUUGAAAGGAAAUGUUGAUUUAAAUGAAAGGUUUGUUGGGAAUUUGAAGCAAAAUGAGGGUUUUGAUGGGAAUUUGAGUGAAACCCUAGAUGUGAAGGGAGUUGGGUCUCGAAGGGAUUUGAAUUUGAAUUUGAAUAAUAAUGGGAAUGUUGAAAUGAAAAAUGGGAUUGAUUUGAAUUCUUCUGGGUUUGAUUUGAAUUUGAAUGAUACUUAUUAUAACAAUAAUUAUUUAGAUGACGAUGGGAAGUUUUGUGGUGGGGGAGAGAAUAUGAAGAAGAGAGGGUGUAUUGAUUUGAAUUUGGACUUGAAUUGCGAUUUGGAUGACAAUAUUGAUGUUAAUUGUGAAACCCAACGGAGGGCAUGUGGUUUUGAUUUGAAUUUAGGGGUUGACGAGGAGAUUGGUAAGGAUGCUAUUGAUGUUAACUGUGGACGGCAGGGGCAAGGGAGUGAAUCUACCACUUGUGCUGACAUAGUUCAAGAAACGCUGAGAAUGGAGCAAAGUGGUUUGGAAGAAGAUGCUUGUAACAAGGAAUUGAAGGAAGAUCAUUCAUGUUUAGGGUCUAUUGAAAUCCUUGAGAAGGGGAGUGUUGUGGAUAGGCAUGUUGCCAAGGCUGAUGAUUGUCAGGGAGUUGGGUUAGAGGGUGUCCCUGAGCCUGGUACUGGAGUAAUGGAUGGGUGCCAAGCUGAUACUGGAAGUUCAUACAAACAAGGUAGUGGGCGGAGAAAGAGAAGAAAGGUUAUAAAUGAUUUGGAGUCUACGACAGAAAGGGUGUUGAGAAGAAGUGCUCGCCGAGGGUCUGCUAAAAAUCAUGUUCCAAGCACACCACCACCUACUAUGGUAACAACAUUGGCAGUUGGUGAUUUGUCAACAUCUCCUUCAAUUAGUGCAGUAACAGAGGAGAAGCCAGUUAGGUCAGGUCGUAAAGUGUCUGAAGAGCCUAUUAUUCUUCCUCCAAAGCUGCAACUACCACCAUCUUCCAAGAAUUUGAAUUUGGAUGGGAUUGCUGUACUUGAUAUUUUUUCUAUUUAUGCUUGUUUGAGGUCAUUUAGUACUUUAUUAUUUUUAAGUCCCUUUGAGUUGGAGGAUUUUGUGGCGGCAUUGAAGUGCCAGUCUGCCAGCUCAUUAAUUGAUUGUAUUCAUGUAUCCAUUUUGCAAACUCUGAGAAAGCAUUUGGAGUUCCUUUCUAAUGAAGGUUCCGAAUCUGCUUCUGAAUGUUUGAGGAGUCUUAAUUGGGGUUUCUUGGACUCUAUUACAUGGCCCAUUUUCAUGGUCGAGUAUCUACUGAUUCAUGGUUCAGGAUUGAAAUGUGGUUUUGAUCUUACUAGUUUGAAACUUUUCAGAAGCGACUAUUAUAAACAACCUGCAGCUGUUAAGGUUGAGAUACUUCAAUGUUUGUGUGAUGAUAUGAUUGAGGUGGAAGCCAUAAGAUCUGAGCUUAAUAGAAGGUCUUUGGCAUCUGAGUCUGAAAUGGAUUUUGAUCGAAAUAUGAACAUUGAGGUUUCCAAGAAAAGAAAAGCUGCUAUGGACGUGUCAGGUGGAUCUGGCCUGAGUGACGAGAUAGUUGAUGACACUACAGACUGGAAUAGUGAUGAUUGCUGCCUUUGUAAGAUGGAUGGGAGUCUAAUAUGCUGUGAUGGCUGUCCUGCUGCUUACCAUUCGAAGUGUGUAGGUGUUGUCAAUACCCUUUUGCCAGAAGGUGACUGGUACUGCCCUGAGUGUGCAAUUGGCAGACAUAAGCCUUGGAUGAAACCUCGUAAAUCACCUAGAGGAGCAGAGCUUUUGGGCAUUGAUCCUCAUGGUCGGUUAUAUUAUAACAGUUCCGGUUACUUGUUAGUAUUAGAUUCAUGUGAUGCUGAGUACUCAUUGAGUUAUUACCACAGAGAUAACCUCAAUGUUGUAAUUGAUGUGCUAAAAUCAUCAGAUAUAUUCUAUCGUGACAUAUUAAAAGCAAUUCACAAGCAGUGGGAUGUAGCUGUUGGCUCAAAUGGAGCUAGUAGUAACUUGGACUCUCUGAAUUCUGUUUGUUCUGAGGCACUGAUGAAGGGGCAAAUUCCUACUGCUAGCACAUUCCUGCCACCUCUGGCUUCUGGAGAAGCAAGUGCGAUAAAAAAUGAGACUGUUGAUGAUGGGAAACAGGAAGAGAAGGAAGUAGCUGGAAAUUCUGGUCAUCUUGAUGUUGAGGUUACAGAGUUUGCCAACUUGUUGGAUCCGGUGGCUGGAACUGAAAUCCCGUAUAUAAGUUCUGAAGGGUCAGCUGAAACAAUGCAAAUGGGUUCAGUCAUUCCUAACUUCCAGAAACAAGGAUCUGCUGAGUUCUCAAACCAAUCUGAGGUUCCAGGAAAAUCCUCAAAUCUUGAAGACUGUUCUUUAAUAUCUAAGGGUUUAUAUCAAGAAAGCAAGAUAAAGUUAGCACCUCAGCGAACCCUAUGUGCAAUUAAUGCAAAAAGAGGUGAUGCAUCACAAACACAGCCUGGGACUGGCUACUUGAACUACUAUAGUUUUGCCCGAACUGCCUCAUUAGUUGUAGAAGAGUUAAUGUGUAAGCCAUCAGAAAAGACAAAUGAAGACUCUCAAAAAUCUGUUGAGGAGAUAAUUGCAAUGCAGAUGAAGGUUAUUUUGAAAAAGUCGAACAGGUUUCAUUGGCCAGAUAUUAAUAAUUUAUUUGUAGAUGCACGCAAAGAAAAUUGUGGGUGGUGCUUCUCUUGUAGAUAUCCAAUGGAUGAUACAGAUUGCUUGUUUAAAAUUACUUCAGGUUGUGUCCACGAAGUUUCAAAAAGUGAGAUGGUUGGCCUUCAGUCAAAGUGGAACAAAAAGGGCCAUGUUAUAGAUGUCAUAUGCCAUGUAUUUUCCAUUGAAAAUCGUUUGCAUGGGCUUCUGUCAGGUCCAUGGCUGAACCCACAAUACAUCAAGAUCUGGCAUAAAAGCAUUCUCAAGGCUUCUGAUAUCGCAUCUCUCAAACAUUUUUUGCUAACGUUAGAGGCAAAUCUACAUCAUCUUGCUCUUUCAGCAGACUGGAUGAAACAUGUCGAUUCUGCUGUUACCAUGGGUUCUGCUUCUCAUAUUGUGACUGCUUCAAGUCGUACGUCUGCUAAGCAUGGGAUUGCAAGAAAAAGAGGCAGAAGCAAUGAUGGUGAAAGUAACCCUACUUCUAAUACUGCUGCAGGACCAAGUAUUUGUUGGUGGAGGGGUGGUAGGGUUUCUCGUCAAUUGUUCAACUGGAAGGUUUUACCUCGCUCUUUGGCUUCUAAAGCUGCUAGGCAAGGAGGCGGCAAAAAGAUACCAGGCCUACUCUAUCCUGAGAGUUCAGAUUUGGCAAAGAGAAGCAAAUCUGUGGCAUGGCGAGCUGCUGUUGAGUCAUCAACUAGUGUAGAACAACUUGCUUUCCAGGUAAGAGAACUUGAUUUGAACAUUAGGUGGGAUGACAUUGAAAACACUCAUGCUCUUCCUAUCUUGGAUAAGGAUUUUAAGAAAUCAAUCAGACUGUUCAAGAAAUGUGUUGUGCGCCGAAAAUCCAUAGAGGGAGAUGGGGUGAAGUAUCUUCUUGAUUUUGGGAAGAGGAGAAUCAUUCCUGAUAUUGUCAUGAGAUAUGGGACUGCAGUUGAAGAAUCUUCAAGUGAAAGAAAGAAAUAUUGGUUGAAUGAAGCUUAUGUGCCCUUGCAUCUCUUAAAAAGUUUUGAAGAGAAGAGAAUUUCCCGUAAGUCUAGUAAGAUGAUUUCUGCAAAAUCUUCUGAGAUCAUUAGGGACGGAAAGAACUCAUCAAAGAAAAGGGGGUUCUCCUAUCUAUUCUCUAAAGCUGAAAGAUCUGAGUAUUAUCAGUGUGGGCACUGUAACAAAGAUGUCCUCAUCAGGGAAGCUGUACGCUGUCAUAUUUGUAAGGGAUUUUUUCAUAAGAGGCAUGUUAGAAAAUCUGCUGGAGCAAUCAUUGCUGAAUGCACGUAUACGUGCCACCGAUGUCAAGAGGGGAAGUCGAAUGUUAAUGCAAAAAGAGGGGGAAGUGAUGCCAAAAGAGGAAAAGGUGACACAAAGUGCAGGAAGACCAACACAAAAAGUGCAAAAAAGCUGCCACAAAAAAGUAAAAAGGCCUCUACAAAUUGCAAAUCGAUGAGGUCAAAAGACAAUAAAAAGUCAAUUGCAGUACGGAUGUCACUGCGGUCACAGAAGGAUAAAAAGGUUGCUGCCGGUGUGCCACUGCGUCGUUCACCUAGGAAAAUAAAAUACAUUUCUGUGCAAAAGAAAAAGCCUGGUAGGUGCAAGAAAAGCAAACAGAAAUCAAAGAAGAAGGCUCCUAAGAAAACAAAGAUAUGUACUUCUUGGCAGAAGAAGAGAACAAGGGCUUAUCAUAGUUACUGGCUUAAUGGUCUUCGGUUGUCCAGUAAGCCAGACGAUGAACGGGUGAUGCAAUUUCGUAGAAAAAUGUUUUUUGCCCCUUCUGAACAUAUGACUGUCUCUCUCAAUCAACCCAAAUGUCUUCUUUGUUGUGAAGCAGGAUAUGCAUCCAGUUUAAACUAUGUUGCGUGUGAAAUUUGUGAAGAAUGGUUUCAUGGAGAUGCUUAUGGACUGAAUUCAGAGAACAAAAGCAAGAUUAUUGGAUUUAGGUGUCAUGUCUGCUGUAAGAGGACCCCUCCUGUCUGUCCCAAUAUGGUGGCCACUAGAAUUGAUGGAUCUCAAUUGGCUGAGAUGCAAAAUAGUGUUAGGACUGAAUCUUCUGAGGAAGUACAUGGUGCUUUCCCGUCUCCGUGUCAUGUAAAUUUAAAAACAGAGUCUCCUUCAAGUGAAACUCGUCAAGGUUUAUUGGCAGAUGAUGAGUGCUUGCAUAAGGAAGAGCAAUUAGGUACCAGUUUGGAAACAAGUCAGGGUCCCAUUUUGGAAUAUAAAUUAGAAUCAAAUGGGACUUUACUUGAUAAGAAGCAGGGUAUAGAUGCACAGCAAAUUUCUAACAAUGAAUUGAAACCAAAUACACUAACAUCUGAUGAGAAGGCUAUGUUCGAAGAGAGUAGAAUCAAUUCAGGACAUGUAACUGCAACUGCAGUCGAUGAGGCAGAGUGCCCUUCCAACGAUGUUCAGCUGAAUUCAUUUGAAACUGAAUUGGCAUCCUUGGGUCAUGACAGCACCCAUGAUGUUCUGGUGAACACAACAACCAUUCCAAAGUCAGUAGCAGAUGGAUGCUCUGCUGAGUUGCAUCUGGAUAAGUUAGCGGCAUCAGUUGAAUUUUUAGAUGAUGGAGGAAAAACAACUUAGGUUAGAUUUAUGGUUUAACAUUUAAUUGGUGUAACAAGACUGGGACUGGUGUAGAGGCUAGAUUUAUUGUAGGGCUAGAGUUACAUGUAAAUUUUCUGAUGUUGAAAUCAUGGAAGAUUCUUAAACAGUUAAUUGGAAUGAUUCAUUUCCAACAGAAAAAUAAAAAGUUUAUUUGAGCCUAUGAA
Theobroma umbraticum is the source of this 6183-nucleotide messenger RNA. RefSeq names its product PHD-finger and DNA binding domain-containing protein. Lineage: Eukaryota; Viridiplantae; Streptophyta; Magnoliopsida; Malvales; Malvaceae. The record is from RefSeq and is a predicted model, not a curated record.